Molecule: messenger RNA, 1626 nt
Organism: Orussus abietinus
Lineage: Eukaryota; Metazoa; Arthropoda; Insecta; Hymenoptera; Orussidae
Product: carboxypeptidase B-like
Exons: 6
Coding region: 17-1204 (395 amino acids)
Biological process (GO): proteolysis
Molecular function (GO): zinc ion binding; metallocarboxypeptidase activity
Source: RefSeq, a predicted model, not a curated record
GGAAAUAUUAAUUCUGAUGACGUUCAGAUCGACCGACGUCGCCGUAGCUCCCGGCCUCCUGGCGGACGUAAAGAGAUUCCUGAAAAAACAGAAGAUAGACUUCGAGAUCCUGAUACCCGACCUGCAGAGAACCAUCGCCAGGCAGAACCCGAAGAUGUCGAAGGAGCAACGCGUGGACCUCGUGACCUCCCAGGGACACCCCAUGACAUGGAAGAGAUACCAUAGAUAUGGAGAAAUAUCGAAAUACCUCAACUUCCUGGCCUUGCGGUACCCACACCUCGUAGAGCUCGUUACGAUUGGCCGUUCUUACGAGGGGCAGGAAAUUAAGUUAGCAAGGGUGUCCAGUGGAGCCAACGAAAACGGACGGAAGAAACCGGCAAUUUGGAUCGAUGCUGGAAUGCACGCGAGGGAAUGGAUCGGAUCAGCCGUGGCGACCUACAUCCUUAGACAACUGGUGGAGAAAAACGCAACGCAUGCGAGGUUCUUGAAGUCAACCGAUUGGAUAAUUCUGCCAGUCGCGAAUCCUGAUGGCUACGAGUUCAGCCACACCGGCGAUCGGCUUUGGAGGAAGACGAGGAGUACCCGUGACGAUGACGAAGAAGAAGUGGCUAGGUACACACCUUCUGGCCUCUUUCACAUGGUCUCUCGUUACACCAGGUGGUUCUGGACGAAGUGCGAGGGCGUCGACCCGAACCGGAAUUUCGGAUACCAGUGGGGAGUAGAAACAGCGAGUGGUGCCAGUUCGGAUCCUUGUCACGAGACGUAUGCUGGUCCAGAAGCCUUCUCGGAACCGGAAACCAGAGCCAUCGCAGACUAUAUAAUGGCCAAUCGUCGAGAUAUAAGGGUUUACCUCACUCUGCAUUCCUACUCACAGAUGUGGCUAGUCCCGUGGAGUUAUACUCGUGCUAAGCCUUCGGACUACUCCGAGCUGGUCAACGUGGCCAAGAAGGCUGCUGAUGCCACAGCCAAGAUUCAUGGAACUCGGUACAAAGUAGGCUCAUCCUCGGAGCUGUUGCAUCCUAUUUCUGGAGCAUCGGACGAUUGGGCCAAAGCCAUUGCUGGCAUUAAAUACUCCUACACCAUGGAACUCAGGGAUCGAGGGACUUAUGGUUUCCUUUUGCCAGCUUCGCAAAUCGUGCCUACAGCCCGCGAAGCCUGGGCUGGCAUUCGAGCGAUUGCUCGUUUGGUCGCGAGCAAUACUUGAGAUUUCUAGAAGUCGGAUUGGAUUCCUCCCUCAACUCGGAAUCCUGGGUUAAAAAAGCUGUUUUGCCAAAGGACUGGAAACUAUCGGCUCCCUCAGUCGAGGACUUUAGAUAUCUUGAAAUAGGGCAUAUAAUGCACACUGGACAGAACGACGGAAAAGUUGGUCGAAACCUUAAAGAUAAAACUCAUAUUUUGGAGUUAUUGAGGUAUCAGGUUCGAAUUAAAAGAAUCGUUAAGUUGAAGUUAAAAACAUUUAUGCCUUCCUUACUAUAACGGCCUGUUCACACAACGCGAUUGGAAUCGCUUAGAAUAGAAAAAGAAUACACGCUCCCUAUGAAUUCCUUACACUGCACUCAAAUAAAAACUAACAUUAGCAUAGAAACAUGAACCAUGCUUAAUCGUCUUAAGAUCGUUUAUACAUGA